UUUGGCAAUUCGCUGUCUGUUUUUUUCCGAAUUCACUGUUACGGAUUUCUACCAAAUAGAGAUGAUGAACAAGGUUAGGUAAUUGAAGUUAUACGUUGAAAUUUUGAAAUUUGAUUGACGUCAAUCGCAAUCGUGUUUACACCAUGAAUCGGACACUGAGUCGACUGGCUUUCGUUGGACGAGCAUUCGUGAAUAAUCACGGACGGCAGAAUGCGUUCGCUCAGGUCUGGCCUGCGUUCGCGUCUUCCUUUUCUCCAGAACUUCGCACUCACAUGAACGUGGAAAACCACAACGCUCAUAGCGUAAUGGUCAACGAUCCUGGGUAUCGUGCUACUGUCGUCAAUCCUGCCGCGCGCGCUGUCAACUGGCCAACAGCGAUUACUCCUCAGCAGUUUCACGCGCUCAUUGGCCAGGACUUUAGUAUUAGGACGGCUGACAAGGUGUGUAAUGACUUUACAGCAAUCAGCUCAUACGCUGGGGGCAGAGACUACCGGCUUGCUGAUUCAGUGUAUGAUGGUCUCCGGGACCGCCUGGUAGCCGUCCUGCCACAGAUGACUGACGAGCAGCUGCUGUCCGUGCUUGCUCUUAUACCACUGUGGGACACCAAAGAUGCCAAAGAUCCCGCUUACCAUCGUCUGUGGUCUGAGUUUGACCGACAGUGCAUUGAAAGGCACAGGCGUUGGACUCUUAACAAACUUUUACUAUUCAUGGACCACUGGUACUUGAUGAAGCUGUCUAGAUUAAGCAAUUUUGUGUGGAUGGGUGUCAGGAAGCUAGCGCGGAAGCCAUCUAGGUUGACUCCCAAGCAGUUAGUUCAGAUGAUGUUUUAUGCCAACACAAGUAGAAAGUUUUUACCAACAUUACCAAUGUAUGAUAUUGAACAAGAAAUAUGUUCUUAUUACAAUGACUUUAAUAUCAAAGAAUUGGGCAUAGUGUCUUUGGGAUUCUUUAAAACUCAGACACCUAUACGUAAUCAGCAGCUUGUAAAAAAUCUAUACAACUCAGUAAUUAAAGACAUUGUAAACAUUAACAGCAUAGAGUUGGCUGCAUUUUUAAAGAUAUUUAGAUAUUGCUCUAAGCAUCAACAUGCUGAUUUCAUGUACAAAUUAAUGGAUGUCUUAAUAAAUAAAGUUGAUGAAGUAAAAUUAGUAUGCUGUGUUCAUAUGGCUCUAUUGGGUACAAAUUUAUUAAUUAAACAUGAAGAUCUUUUGAAAAAAAUUUCGCAGCGCAUAGUUGAUGAAAUAUCUCUAGCAAGAAUUAAGGAUUUAGAAAGAAUAACUUUGGCUUUAACUAUGUUUAAUUAUAAUCCACAAACAACACCAUGUAUAUUCAAAAUGGUUGUUAACGAACUUCAGAGUGAUACAAGAAAUAUUGAAUUUGAAGAACACACUAGAUGUUAUAUUUACACUUUGUCAUACUUAGCUGUGAAUAAUAUUUAUCCUAAAGAUUGUAUUUCAAAAGCUUUAAAAAUUGAAACACUUCAUAAAUGUUUUGGUAAGUUACAAAAAAAUUAAAGUAUAUAAACAGUGUAACAGGAAGACCUGACAAAAAAAAAAUGAUGCUACUUAAACGUAUUAAAAAAUUUGUGAAAAUUAUAUGGCUUAUAAAUAAUUUAAGAUUGACUCUGUCAGGAAAUUCUCAAGUAUAAUAUUUUAAAAAAGUUAUGAUGUUCUAAACCAGUGGUUCUGGUUUUUUCAUUCACGUACCCCUUUACCACUCACCACUAUUUCACGUAACCCAAAUAUCAAUUUUGAAUAUAAAUAAUGAAAAAUAAUAAUUUUUAAGGAAAAUUUGGAAAUAUUUAUUUAUUUUAUUUA
Metopolophium dirhodum (rose-grain aphid) is the source of this 1817-nucleotide messenger RNA. RefSeq lists its product as uncharacterized. Bases 144 to 1514 code for a protein of 456 amino acids. The record is from RefSeq and is a predicted model, not a curated record. NCBI's taxonomy places the organism in Eukaryota, Metazoa, Arthropoda, Insecta, Hemiptera, Aphididae. The transcript has 4 exons.